Molecule: messenger RNA, 4452 nt
Organism: Dimorphilus gyrociliatus
Lineage: Eukaryota; Metazoa; Annelida; Polychaeta; Dinophilidae
Source: the annotation of a GenBank genome assembly
UUAGAGCUGAUGGUAGGCGAACAUCUGACAAUGGAACAUGCCUUAUCUUAGGUUCUUCUACAAUAGGUUUUGCUUUUAUUUCGGCACUUAGAGAAGGGUUUUUUAUUUGUUCUAGAGCAUAUUUCAAAUUCAUCUUUUCUCUAUUUGAAGUAGAUUUUCGUUUAAAACAUAAACUCUUUUCCAUAUCUUUAUAUUCCGAUCGAAUCUUGCUGAGGAGAGUUUAUUAUGUCUAGUGAAAAUGUUACGAUACUUAAUGGGGGGUGGAGGGAAGAGAAAGAAGGGGGGGAGGGAGAGAGAGAAGGAACAAGGAAUGGUGAAAGGGUAGUGAGGGGCAAAGGAAAAGAGCUCGACUAAGGCCAUUACUGAUAUCGAAUAGCAUAGAAAUAUUUUCUUCGUUGUUUAGUUAUACAUAUAACUCAAACUAAAAAUUUAAUGGCAAAGUUAUGAAUUUCCUUCUCGAGUUACAUUUAAGAAGUUAUUAAAAUAUUACUAUUACGUUUAAAAAAGAAAAAGUAGCCUAUAUCUUUAUUUAUCGCUCAGAAAAUUAUUAAAAGGCGUAACCAGUAAAAGAGGAAAAGCAGGAAAUACUUAAUAUAGAAGUGUAAGGAUAAGGAUUAACAAAUAAAUAGAUAGAUAGAAAGCGAAGAGAGAGAUAGAGAGAGAGAUAGAGAAAGACUAAAUAGGUAAUGAAUAUUAAUUGUAAUUAAAAAAGGAGCGUUUAGAUUAUUCUUAACAAAAUAAUAAAUAAAGUAAGUAAAAGAAAGGAAUUUGUACUUGUUACAUCUUAAUAGAAUAUAUAUACAUAUAUAUUGAAAAAGCUAAGGAUAAACAGACAAAUAACAGGGCAAGGUAAGUUAUAAAAUAUGUAAAGAUAGUAGAGAAUUAGACAUAAAAUAUUGUUACAUUUUAUGUUUAUUCUUUACUUUUCAAGAUAUAUAUUUGCCAUACCUGUUGUUCAAUGUUCGAACAAUCCUAUAAUAUUCCAUUUCCGUAUAUUAAACGACUUAUCAAUCUUAUCUUGAUACUAUUUUUUAGCCGCAGAGAUUGUAAAUACUAAUAUAAUAUAGGCGAAAUGGCCUUUUUGGCUCUGAUCAAUCUAACAUUCCUCAUUCAUUAUGGACUAAGAUAGACGAUAGUCUUUGUUUAGAACGUAAAUGAAUUAUUGAAUUCUUUUCAUAAACUAGUCGGAAAUCGACUGGAGAACGUUUUUUAAUUGUGUGUAGAAGGAGGUUUAAACGAUUGCAAAGCAUCGAUCGUUCCCUUCUCUUUUCUAUAAGUGUUUUCCAACCUUCUAUAAACAGCAACAUAAUUAUAGAAAAAGGGAAUGACUGACCUAUUUAAAAGGCUUUUUUCCACUACCUCUCUCCCAUUCUCACUUGCUCUUAAUAUUGCUCUCUUUUUCUAAAUUCUCCUUCUCUCUUCAUCUCUCUCUCUCUCUCUCCCUCUAACACUUGCUCUAUUUUUUGCUAUUUUUUGAGAUGUUUCCAGAUUCUUUUGACUUGACGCCAGAAGAGAAAGGGUGACAGAGCAUUAUUAAUUAAUUUCAUUAUCGAUACAUUCUUUUUAAUGUAUAGGGUUUUCGAUAGACUAUAUUUUAAUUUGAUGUACAUUGUGACGCAUAAACUUUAGAUGUAGACAAAAUUUAAUAAAUAAGAGGAAAGUGUGUAAUAAAUGUAAUUAUUCCCGACUAAAGAUGGAGCCAGUGUCUCUUCCAUUUUCCUUUACUCUUUCCUCUCUCAAUAAUACUUGCAAUAAUACAUUCUGGACUUUUUAUGAGAGGAAAGGUUUAGUUAAAACCCACACUGAAACAGAAAUGGACGUUUAACUAACAAAUAUACAAAUCAAAUAGUAUAAAUGAUCAUUUCCGGUUAUAUUGAAUAAGGAGCUAAGGAAGAGGAAGUUGAAAUAUAUUUACAGAACAAUUGAUUAACAGAUUGUAAAGAUCAUUUAGGGUGGAAAAAAGGAAGACAACAAACAGUCAGCACCCCGGUCAAUAACUACGCUUCUAUCAGACACGCCCACAAGUAGGCCUAAACGCCUACCUAUAGCCACGUUGCGGAAUGAGCGAAGCAUUCUACCGUCGUCAACCCGACGAAGCCUAUGUAAUCGAAGAUCUUUCUGCAGAAAGGUCGCCACCGGUAGAUGGCAUAUCUGCUGAACGAAUUAACGGAAGAUUAAAGAAAUCUGCUGCUAAUCUACUUCCGUCCAUGGAAAAUUCUGCUGCAAGAAGGGCAAAACAACGAUCUAGAAAAUCUAAACCUAAGAAAAUUGAAGCAUCACCACUGCCACCGCAGCCUUUUUGUGUUGUUGCUGAACAACAACAUCCAGUCGAUUUAAGUGUUCGGGAAAAUGAGGAAAUAGGAGUAGAAACAAUUACGGAGUGUACGCCUCCUUUUUAUACUACAACAGCACCUCCUGUAUUACUUCCCUUAGAGAGAAUUAAACAAUAUGGAAGCGAAAAAUCGCAAACAAAGAUUGGUACUCCGCAAGAUAGAAAACGUAGAACUCAUCAAUGCGAUUUUCCUAAUUGCAGUAAGGUUUAUACAAAAAGUUCACAUCUUAAGGCUCAUUUAAGAACUCAUACAGGAGAAAAGCCUUACAUAUGUAAAUGGGAGGGUUGUAGUUGGAAAUUUGCUAGAAGCGAUGAAUUGACAAGGCAUUUCCGAAAGCAUACAGGCGAUAGACCGUUUAAGUGCGAAUUGUGCUCCAAAGCCUUCUCUCGAUCCGAUCAUUUAUCUCUACAUAUGAAAAGGCAUAACUAGGAGAAAACGAAAUUUCCGGUGCUGUAUAUAUUAAGAAACAAAUAGCUUUAAAGAAAAAUGAUUAAGCGUAUGUAAGUAUAUAUAUAUAUAUAAAUUUAUAUAUAUGUAUAUAUAUUUAUAUAUAUAUAUAUACUUGUCCUUCCGUAUCUUAAAAGCAUUUUUGUAAAAGAAAAUAACAAAAGCAAAACAAAGUAUAAGUUUAUCUGCAGUAAAGUGUUACAGGAAGAAACAAAUUAGAAAUCAAGAAUUAUGAACUCAAUCUCUUUCUUCUUCUUCUUCUUCAUAGUAAUAUGAUUACUUUUAUUAUUUUCUUUUUCAUUUUUUUUGAGAAAAUUCAAAAUUUUAUUUCUGUUAUUUUUGGGUAAAAAGGUGAAUAAAUUAAUACACAGUUGUUUAGUUAAAUAAAUAUUCAACUGCAGGUUUUUUUUACUAUUAGUGAUAUACUAAAUAUACAGUAUAUAUAAUUUUUGAAUAGUAUUAGACUUAUAAUAGCUUAGAAGGUUAUAGCAACACAUGUAUACAAAGUAGAUUGAACUGAGGUAUUAUUUGAAAAAUUCUGUCUUUUUAAAUAUUUCUUUUUUAGACUCUCAGAAGUCUACAAAUUCUUAGCAUAUUUCUCAUACUUGUCUUUUUUUUUCAAUUAUAAUUUAUUAUGUUUAUUAAUAUAGGCAGGAAAGUUGUCUUUUUUAAUAGACUAUACAUCUAGAACAUAAUAGGAAUUGUAGAACUAUAUGUAUUUUUUUUUAUUUCAUUAUAAAGAGGGACUAGAACAAAGGCAAAAACUAUAUACAAUACAUAGGGAUUUAAACGCUUUUUUUUUAAAUAUCAAAGUAUAAUUGUGUAGCAAUUUUGUUUUUUUUCCUUCUGCUUUAUUGAUGCGAUAAUCGUAAGAGAGAGAGAGAGAGAGAGAGAGAGAGAAAAGAAUGAAAAAACACACGGUUAAUAUAAAUGUGAAAAAAGUAGAUGUUAGAGGACAGAAACCCAACUUAGGUUUUUCAAUUUCGAAGAAAAGAUUAACGGACAUGAAAACGUUUGUUUAACAUUCCUUUUAGAUUAUAAAUUGUCAUUUUUGCAUUAAAAUUUCUAUUGAACCCAGUGACAUCUAUCGGCCAAUUAUAUUUUUCAUAUAAGGAUUUUUUGUAGAAGGUUCAGUUUUAUUUAUUUUUUUAUCCCUACUCUUUUAAUAAAAGAGAAUAAAUAAUAUUUCAUUUCUGAUAAUUAUUUAGUAUAGUUAUUUCUUAGGGAAAGAUCAGUUUUUCUCUUGUUAAGAAAUCAUUAGAUGAGCUCAGGAAUCUUCUAGUAAAUAUAUAUACUGUAUAUAAAUCUAUAUAGAUAUAUACGUGUAAAUCUAUAUAUGAUUUGAUGACGUCUGUAUCUAUGUAAAGAGAAAAGAGAGAAAGAGAGAGAGAGAAAAAGAAAGAGAAAAACACAUAGAAUAAAAAUAACCAAUGUUUGAACAGCAAUAAAAUGCAGAAAAGCUUAUUGUGCCUUUAUGAAACAAAAAGAAAAAGAUAUUCGGUAUUAGUUAAGUGCUUAAGAGUUGAUUCUUUUAAGCUGAAAAUAAUAAUUAAUAUAGAAGAAAAAAGAUUAUAAUUAUUAUUAAGUUUUAGAUGGAGUUUUAUUAAUUAUUUAAACUUCAUUUAUAUAUAAAUUACUGUAUAUAUCUUUUGUUCUUUAUAUUGAAAGUGUU